AGUAAUAUAUGAUGUUUUUAUACACAAAAGCAAUUUUUUCUCUCAUGUACCUUAGUUUCUAUCUCCCAUUUUUACACUUUCUGAGAUUCUUUAGCAUUUGGAGACUUCAUCCAUGCAUCAGAUCCCCAGAUCAAAGGCAAUUUUUGUUGCUGCAGGAUAAUCUGUUUUCAUAAUAGAUGAAAUUCUUCAUGGCAACCAAGUUUAUCUGAAUUUUAAUCUUUCUAGAACCUUUUUUUCAUCCAAUGAGAACAUCCAAAUUUCCAUGUAGGGGAUUAGAUUACCGUCUAUAUCUUCUGAUUUUUGUUGUGUGUCUGGUGUUGUAUGGAACAGUUUCAAGAUUGAAUACUGCAAAUGUUUCUCAUGCCACAGUGUCUGAGUUAAGGCACUUCAAUCCUAAGCAUGUUGUAUCAAAAGGAAAAGGGUACCCUCCUGUGCUUGCAUAUUGGAUUCUUGGCACCAAAGGAGAUAGUAAGAAGAUGCUGAGGCUGUUGAAGGCUGUGUACCAUCCAAGAAACCAGUACCUGCUUCAGCUUGAUGAUCGUUCCUCUCAGUCUGAGAGAAUGGAUUUAGCCAUUUCAGUCAAGUCAUUUAAGGUGUUUGAUGAAUUUGGAAAUGUGAAUGUCAUUGGGAAAAGUUAUGCCAUAAAUAAGAUGGGAUCUUCUGCUCUCUCAGCUCCUCUGCAUGCUGCUGCAUUGCUUCUUAAACUGAACUCAGAAUGGGACUGGUUCAUCACAUUAAGUGCUUCAGAUUAUCCUCUCAUGACUCAGGAUGAUAUCCUUCAUGCUUUCACAUUCUUGCCGAGAUAUGUCAACUUCAUUCAUUACACUAACAAGACAAUUCGGAACGAGCAACGAGAUAUUAAUCAAAUUGUGGUAGACCAAAGUUUGCAUUAUGAAAAGGAUAGUCCACUUUUUUUUGCUGUGGAAUCAAGAGAUACCCCAGAUGCUUUUAAGCUAUUUCGAGGCUCACCCUGGAUGGUUCUUACAAGAGCCUUCAUGGAGUACUGUGUCACAGGGUGGGACAAUCUACCAAGAAAACUUCUAAUGUUCUUCACCAAUGUGGCUUACCCUGUGGAAUCAUAUUUCCACACAGUGUUGUGUAACUCCAAACAGUUCCAAAACACCACUGUGGACAAUAAUCUAAUGUACAGUCUUUGGGACACUGAUCCAUCUGAAUCCCAAUUUCUUGAUAUGUCACAUUAUGAUACAAUGCUGGAAACUGGUGCUGCAUUUGCUCGUCCAUUUGGCGAAGGUGAUGUGGUUCUGGAGAAAAUUGAUGAUUUGAUCCUUAACAGAUCAUCCAAUGGGUUGGUUCAAGGAGAGUGGUGUUCAAACUCAGAAACAAAUAAGACCACAGAGGUUUCAGAAUCUGAGGAAGAAGAACAAGAAGAAGAGUUUUUGUGCUCAGAAUCUGGUAAUGUUGAUGUUGUAAAGCCAGGGCCAUUUGGCAUCAAGCUUAAGAUUCUGCUAGCUGAAAUUGUGAACAAAAGAAAAUUCAUACCAAACCAGUGCAAAUCCUUUGAAAGGUGGUGAAAAAUGGAAUGUUGUGUUGCCAAAACCACUUUGAAAUUGGAUCCUUUUAGACAUUGAAACUGAAUCAGACAUUGAAACUUGGUGCUGCUAUUUAGUCCUCAGAGUUUGGAACAGAAGAUUCAAGAUUGUGUCUGCUGAAAGCUGAGUUUGAUUCCAUUUCUCUAUACCCAGAACAGUUUUCUCUGUUAAGAUGUAAUUUUUCUCAUUUUGGUAACUUUUUUUCAUGAAUUUUUCUAGGAUUGGCUUGGUGGGUCAUUUGUAGUUUAUCCCUUUAUGCUCACAGAGAAACAAUUGAAGUAAUCACACUCUUAGAACAUAGUAAAUGAAUUGUAUAAA
Molecule: messenger RNA, 1868 nt
Organism: Vigna radiata var. radiata (mung bean)
Lineage: Eukaryota; Viridiplantae; Streptophyta; Magnoliopsida; Fabales; Fabaceae
Product: beta-glucuronosyltransferase GlcAT14C
Exons: 4
Coding region: 243-1532 (429 amino acids)
Cellular component (GO): membrane
Molecular function (GO): glucuronosyltransferase activity
Source: RefSeq, a predicted model, not a curated record